Xiphophorus hellerii (green swordtail) is the source of this 2701-nucleotide messenger RNA. RefSeq names its product inositol-trisphosphate 3-kinase A-like. Bases 313 to 1671 code for a protein of 452 amino acids. Gene Ontology annotation, biological process: phosphatidylinositol phosphate biosynthetic process; inositol phosphate biosynthetic process. Gene Ontology annotation, molecular function: inositol hexakisphosphate kinase activity. Lineage: Eukaryota; Metazoa; Chordata; Actinopteri; Cyprinodontiformes; Poeciliidae. The transcript is spliced from 7 exons. Gene Ontology annotation, cellular component: cytoplasm; nucleus. The record is from RefSeq and is a predicted model, not a curated record.
AGCGGCAAUGCGGAAGAUAAUAAACAGCGGCGGGGUGUGUGAGCGUGUGUGAGGGAGUGUAAAACCGCGCAGAAGGGCGAGCUACGCCACGAAAGAGGGGUUCCCCUUACCGACAGCCAAAGAGCGCACAGGCGGCCAGAGGCGUUUCCCAGCUCAGAGUAACCAGCGGGGGACCCGGGGAGGAUCGGCAGGACUCCCAGAGUACCGGGGAGACUCCGUGGGAACUCUCUCACAGUGAAAUGACCAGAUUUGAAGGCUGAGCCGAAGCGGAGUUUCGCUUCUCGUCGUUGCGCCUCUACGGCCAGAUCUCAAAUGCCUAAAGAGUGCCGGAGAAAGUCCUCCAAGGACUUCGGGUUUUCUGGGACUGGGAUAAGCGAUGGAGGCCGUGUAGAGAGAAGGACGGCCGGGAGAUCUCCACAGAUCUGCACGGAGCACAUCCAGAAAGCCGCGAUCGUCGCCGCGCCGCCCGCCGCGCCGGCGCUCAUGGAUGCGCCCUUGGUGCCGCAGGUCACCAUCACUUCGGAUGCGGGCGGCACCUCCAGGGAGAUCCAGGAGGAAGACCUGGACGGGGCUGUGGACGGAACCCUGCGCAGGAAGCUGUCCAACUCGUCCAUCUCCUCCACCGGAUCCUCCGCGGUGGAGUCUGAGGAUGAUCUGCUGAGCGACACCGAGACUCAGAGCAAAGGCCUCGUCACUCUGGAGCACCUGGUGUGCGCAGAGGUGAGCGAGAGUAAAGCUUGGAAGAAACUGAAGACGUACAUCCGCUGGCCCUUGCAAGCUUCCCAAAAGAAGAAAGUAAACUGGGUCCAGCUAGCUGGCCAUAAGGGAAACUUCAAAGCUGCAGAAGAGGGUACCAUUCUGAAAAAGCUAUCAGAGAACGAGAAGAAGUGUUUUGAGGAUCUGCAAAACGACGCGCUGGUCCAUUUUGUGCCGCGCUACCAAGGAAUUGUGGAAAACGACGGAGAGUUCUUCGUGCAGAUGACCGACCUGCUGGCUGGCCUCAACCAUCCAAAUGUGAUGGACUGCAAAAUGGGAGUGAGGACAUACCUGGAGGAGGAGCUCGUCCGGGCGAGAGACCGGCCCAAGCUUCGGGAGGACCUGUACAAGAAGAUGAUGGAGGUGGACAGGGAAGGUCCAACUCCUCAGGAGCAUUUCCAACGUGGCAUCACCAAACCUUGCUACAUGCAGUGGAGGGACAGCAUGAGCUCCACCAACACUCUGGGCUUCAGGAUAGAAGGCAUCAAGAAAUACGACGGCACGUGUCGAACCGACUUCAAGAAAACCAGAUCGAAGCAGGACAUCAUCAAACUGUUCAAGGAAUUUGUCGAAGAGGACGUCAGCAUCAUUAAGUCUUACCUGGAGAGGCUGAGGGCGAUCCGGGACGCGCUGAAAAUAUCCGUCUUCUUCAAGAAACACGAGGUCAUUGGCAGCUCUCUCCUCUUCAUCCAUGUCUGCGGCCGUGCCAAUGUCUGGAUGAUUGACUUUGGGAAGACUUCAGCUCUGCCUGAAGGUCAGACUUUACGGCACGACGUUCCCUGGCAGGAAGGCAACCGAGAGGACGGAUACCUGUGGGGUUUGGAAAACCUCAUCCUCACGCUGGAGGCUGCUGGCAACGAAGGGAGCGGAGAAGAGACCGAAAACAACAGCCUAACUACAGACAGGGACUUUUAAAGGUGGAGGGAACUUCGGUUAUUUUAAAUGGACUCCUCAAAACGACUCUUCGGGUGGGGGUUGCGUACCUUGAUUUGCUUAUAUUGUUCUUUUGCACGUGACGUCACGGUCUUCAGAAAUCCGCCCGCUCCGCCAUGAUGAACGUCAAAACGACCAAUACGCUCCAGUAAACAGACAUCUGUGGUCUAAUAUCGCUUUUAUCUAGUUGAUUAAACUUUAAAAUGGUCGCUGUCGGCUGUACAGACACGCGUGAAAACCUAACUUGUCAUUUUAUUUAUAACUUUUAAUGAGGGAGGUCACGGCGGCGAUGGAUAGCAGCCGUUAAUCAUAAUGACUCGGUGUAGUCGCCUAGCGUUACCAUCAUAUACUUUAUAAGUAAGUAUGAUUAGAAAGAUGAUAUACAAUGUCGCAUUAUGGAGAAGGUACUGGUCUAAACAUUGGUAACCAUGUUAACAGUGCCGCGCCGUAAUGUAGCCUAGCAUGUAUGGGGGAAAAAACUGGUUAGCAUCUCGUCUUGUCCGGUUUUCAGGUUUCUUCGGCGUAAAGGGAAACGCCGUUCAUGACGUAGUAACAUAAAUCAUGUCGUGUGACGUCAGGCAAAGUCGACUUGAAUUUGAUCAACACGUCAAAGGAAGGAGGUAUAAAUCGGUUUCUAAGCUAGCUAUUAGUUUGGCGUUACGUAAGCAGGCGUUACGUUUGGUUACGCCUCGUUACGUAAGCGGACACGCCAAACAGACAAAGUUGCUCGCCAUAAAAAAAAAAAGGAAGACAAAUUAGCCUUACUCGAACAAGUAGAAGCCAUGAAUAAACUGGCAAAAAAACAACCUGGGAAAACAAUUCCAGUCGCUCUGUUCAAUACUUCCAUCUCUCACUUAAAAAACUCUCACUUCCGACGACCAUCAUGGCGGCUCGAAUAAUUUAGUUACGCAGUUGCAAACGGUCAUGUAACGGAUGGGCUCCGACCGCAGCAGAACUCGCUAAGUACCGACACUGACAGAAACGGGCACAAUGGACGCAGAACAGAGGGAAG